Limulus polyphemus (Atlantic horseshoe crab) is the source of this 3651-nucleotide messenger RNA. Its product is annotated as dual specificity tyrosine-phosphorylation-regulated kinase 4-like. Gene Ontology annotation, cellular component: nucleus. The coding region runs from base 170 to 2167 and encodes 665 amino acids. NCBI's taxonomy places the organism in Eukaryota, Metazoa, Arthropoda, Merostomata, Xiphosura, Limulidae. Gene Ontology annotation, biological process: peptidyl-threonine phosphorylation; peptidyl-serine phosphorylation. Gene Ontology annotation, molecular function: protein serine/threonine kinase activity; ATP binding; protein serine/threonine/tyrosine kinase activity. The record is from RefSeq and is a predicted model, not a curated record. The transcript is spliced from 12 exons.
AAAACGUGUAUGAUGACUGAAGUUUAACACACGUGCGCGCAAGUUCUUUCGAGAAGUUUGUAAGGUUAAUAACAUUCCAACUGUCCUAUAUGGUGUUCCUAUUAAACAUUAGGAUCAAACAGUUUUAUUACGCUUGGUCAGUCUAACUUAGUGGUAAGUCCGCCAUACAAUGGCCGAAGAAAUGUAUUCAGACCGGCAGUUUCCACAGAUAAAGGGAGAUUUGCUAAUAAAGAGUCCGGGAAAUGUCAAAGAAGCAAUAGUUAAAUUAGGUGGCGCUCUUGGUUCUCAUCUCCAAGUCAAAUCGUCCUGCUCAUCUGUUGCCUUGGCAAACCUAUCACAGAAGCUAGGAAGAAUAAACGGCUUAAACCAACUGGAUAAAUCCACCAGUUUACCAAGUAUAGGAUUGCAAAAAGCUUUUAACAACAGACAUAAUUUAUCCCAUAAAGAAGACAACAUUAUCAAUCAAAUUACAGGAAAUAAUUGCGUCAUUUCUGGGUUAGAUGCUGAAUCUUCUCUACCAUUACUUUCCACAAAUAACGCUAGGCAUGGGCCCCUUAACAACAGCCUCAAUAUAAAUCCAGGAUGGAACAGCAACAGAAUAGAAAACGCUAGUCACGUACAAAACAACAACAAUGAAGGAAACAGUGCCAAAAACAUGUCCUCUUCCAAUAGUAACGAAAGUUUAGCAACUCCGAAACGACACAUUUCUCAAACAGAGCAUAAUAAUGAAUACAAUCAAAAGUUCUUACGAGUUGAUCCUUACGGCAGAAGAUUGCCUUUAACCUCACAAGAAGCUUUGAAAUAUUAUGGUUCGAGAUUAAACACUUUUGAGCGAGCAGAAAUACAACAGUACCAGGAGCUAUGGUACAUAGGACUGGAAGCCAACAAAAUUGAAGGGGAAAUUGGUUCUCCUCAAAAUAACGGUUACGACGACGAAAACGGUUCCUAUCUGAAGGUUCCUCAUGACCAUCUAUACUAUAGGUAUGAAAUUUUAGAGGUCAUCGGAAAAGGAUCAUUUGGCCAAGUUAUUCGGGCACUUGAUCACAAAACUAACCAGCAUGUGGCAGUGAAAAUCAUUCGGAACAAGAAAAGAUUUCACCAGCAAGCUCUAGUCGAAGUGAAAAUUUUGGAUCUUCUAUCUAAGAAAGACAGCGACGGUUAUCAUAACGUCAUCCAUACUAUUGACCACUUUCAUUUCAGAAAUCACUUGUGUAUCGUCUUUGAAUUAAUGGGCCUGAACCUUUAUGAACUGAUAAAGAAGAACAACUAUCAAGGCCUAAGUUUAGGACUUAUUCGAAGAUUUACUUAUUCGCUUAUACAGUGUCUGCGUCUUUUAUACCGAGAGAACAUCAUUCAUUGUGACCUAAAACCGGAAAAUAUCCUUCUCAAACAACGGGGAAGCAGUUCCAUAAAGGUGAUAGACUUUGGUAGUUCUUGCUUUGUCCACCAGAGAGUGUACACCUAUAUACAAUCAAGAUUUUAUAGGUCUCCAGAGGUUAUUUUGGGAGUACCUUAUGGUCCAGCUAUUGACAUGUGGAGUCUUGGGUGUAUUCUGGUCGAACUUUACACCGGAUAUCCACUGUUUCCUGGUGAAAACGAGGCUGAUCAGCUAGCGUGCAUUAUGGAAAUUAUUGGACUACCCCCAGCAGAGAUUUUAGAAGUGGCGUCAAGACGCCGUCUUUUCUUUGAUUCCAAGGGUAAUCCUCGGAAUAUAACAAACAGCAAAGGGAAGAAACGUAAACCCGGAUCCAAAGCUUUGCCCUCGGUACUGGGAUGUUAUGAUGAACUGUUUGUGGAUUUCCUUUCAAGAUGCCUGAAUUGGAACCCGGAAGUAAGAAUUAACCCAGACGAAGCUCUAAGGCACAAAUGGUUAGUUGGACAUAAAGAUGGUCGCUGUGACAGAAGCGUAACAAAGAGCUUACAUCCUCAAACUCCUACAAGAGAGAGCGAUACAGACAACCAUAAACCAUCAACUCAAAAAAUUCUGAAAGGAUACAAGUACGUGAGCAAUUCUAUACGGGAGAAAUCUGCUGAAAGAACAACAACCAGCAAAACUUCCUCGGAAGAAUCUCUUCUUUUAAGGCCAGUAGAGAGCGUAGAGAGCAACAGUGGAGAAUUACAAGAUCCUCUAGAAGAUUCAGGAACAUUUCUUCCGCCUAUUCUUUGAUCUGGAUAACAUAAUGUGGGUUUAAACUUCUUUGCAGCAUCUUUAACAUAAUUUAAAGGCAGAUGACUGCAAGUAUUCCGGCUGUUGCAAUAACGUUGUUUAGCUGUUUUUUCUUGUGCGUACAAAUAGUGAACAACAAUACCCAAGUUAGUAAAUAAUGGAUUAAAACUCCAAUAAAAAAAGAAUAUUAACAACAAUAUAUCCGUAACAAACAUAUCUUUGUCAAAUACUUAGAGGUUAGUGAACUUUUUUUUACUUUUGGAAUCAGCAACAUAAAAUAAACCAUUAUGGAAAAACUCCAGCUGUCACUGUUAGUUGUGGUAGCAAAUGAAUAAUGUAGGCUCAAUAUAUCUUUCCACUGUUAUCACUAUCGGGUAUUUUAACGUGUACAGUCGACCUGACAUUCAACAACGUUUUAUUUAUGAAGCGUUCUACUUCUAAUAACUCUAUGAUAACAUUAUAAAACUAUCUAUUUCAGAUGUCAAAAUUAUGUACAUCUAUCACUGGUGAUAGUCAGACUUUUCAGGAAUAUGGACAAUUAAUUAACUCUUAAUCAUUUAAUGUAAUAACUGCCAGCAAAUAAAUCAUUAAAAUUUAUUAAUUUAAUUUCACUAAAAGAACUGGAAUUUUACCCCUGAAUGUGUUUCAAAUUAGUAAACCAGUCAUUUUAGUAGAUUAGCACAUCUUAUUUGCCUUCAAAUAUGAACAAUUUUGUUAAAACACAGCUGUCCCCCAUUGAUACAGCGGUAGGUUUAUCGACUUAAAAACACUAAAAUACGGGUUUCGAUUCCCUGCAGUGGACACAGCAGAAAGCCCAAUGUGGCUUUGCUCUGAAAUGAACAGUCUUUUUUUUUAAAUUAUUUACAAUUUAUUUACUGUUGUUAAAACUAGGCACUCAUGUACAUAAAACCUUUACCAGAGGUUUCAAAACCCAACGUUUGAACUGAAUCAAAUAGUUAGAGAUUUGAAUAUAGAAUGGUAAUUGGUAAAGUUAAAUUUAUGUUGCAAAUGGAAAACAUAUUAUUGACCAGAUCUAUGAUAUAGUUAAUCACACCUAUUUUGGGCUCGAUUCUGUUUUGUUUUUUUCUGAUUCAAGUCUUUCUUUGCAAAUGUUAAACUCAUUCUCCAGUCAAGACAAGAUUCAUCUUCAUUUCUUACAUCUAAGGCUUCUACAUUAUCUGAAACUGUACAAAAGUAGGUAUUUGACAUGUCACAUGAAAUAGUUUUUUACGUGUUUAUAACUAGAAUGUUUUUAAGUUAAAAAUAAAUAUUUGCAUCGGCACUAUGCAGUUUCUUUUUUCUGAAGAUUUGCAGCAAGGGCCUAAUGCUUGGGAUCGAUUGUCACCAAAAUAAUGUACUGGUGAACCUAUUCAAGGUUUCCUUGUGUGUGUACCUGUUUUACUUAUGAUAUGCAUUUGUAAAAAUAUUUACUUAUAUCAAUUAAUUAUUGUUUGUUUUGCAUUUUGCGCUAGCCGUCCCUAACU